Molecule: messenger RNA, 3372 nt
Organism: Leptosia nina
Lineage: Eukaryota; Metazoa; Arthropoda; Insecta; Lepidoptera; Pieridae
Source: the annotation of a GenBank genome assembly
AUGAAAGAGGAGUGUAAGUUGUGUAGUGUAAACGGAUGGUGCGGGAGUCAGGGAACCACGGACUUCUCUAUUAGCUCCUUAAUGAGACCAGCGGUCCAGCACCAGGGGAGCAUGGACCCGAGGCAUGACGCCGUACUCCUAUCGGCGUACCUGUUCAAACUAGGUGAUUAUCCAUUAUAUCCGCUUCACGAUUACUACUCCAACGGCGGUAAGCCGUGUUCGUGCACGUAUUGUGAUCCUAUGCCACGCACGCCCUAUGGAUACUACCAGCCUGCGGGUCCGUUGAUCAAGGAGACCAGCGCAGAUGCAGAUCGAGCGUUGACGCGAUAUCAUCCAGCGCCGCAUUACCACGCUCCACAUCCACCUGUGCUGCAGCAGUAUGGACCCUAUUAUCCCACGGACCUGUGCUAUGGGCGGUACUACAGGCCCCCUGGACCCUAUCAUAUACCACCACCACAACCCGAAGCACCGAUGGUCGGUGUUGGCAGCGAACCGUAUCCGCCACCGCAAUACUACGGAACUCCGCCGUGUUACCAACAUUCACCACAGAGAAUACCAUAUGUCGAGUAUCGAGGAUGCCCGUGCCCCUUAAACGCGUGUCCAAAAAACGUCCUUAUUGGGCCCGCUACUGGUAAGGCCCCGACCGGUGGCGGCCCAGGGGACGUUCAAACGGCUCUAGCGCCGCCCGGGGGCGCCUUCCGACCGAAGGUGCGGGCGUGCGCACUCGACUCCGCUGCGGACACGCACGGAAGUGGGAAGGAUCCUCCAUUAGAACCGGAGCCUCCUGAACCGCCCACAGCAGCUGACGCGCCCCACCCGUGUCCGCUUCCUGCCAUGGGUGGGGCAUCCCCUAAACGCGAACUUUACGACGUUCGUGACAGCUUAAGAAUUAACGGUGACAUACCCGGACCGGAAGCGCUAGGACCGCCGUCACCGGCCAGAGGAUCGGCGGGCAUAUGUGCACCACAACCACCACCGAUCGCCCCCAGAAGAGCUCGUCUGGGAAAAGAAAUGGCUAGGCGAUCUCUAGCAGGAGACGACACCACAUUACUCUUAUCUACAUCACAACCGACAUCCACCCAGCAGGAAAUUGACGAUGACGUUCUUGCCAUAUCUCCUCCUAUAUGUGCUCCAAUUGAUCUCUCAUCAUCAGAUGAAAGGUCAACUCCGCUCGUUGACGUCAAAAAAGAAAAUGAAGGUCCUACUUAUGCGUCCUUAAGAAAAACCGAAGCACAAGCUCUCAGAGAACAUAACUCGACAGGAUCAGAUACCACCGCGUUAACGGAUUCGGCUAAACCAGUUAAACGGAGAUAUUCCAAAUCAAAACUUGAAAUUGAAAUGAAAGAUGUGCAACUCGAGGACGUGUGUAAAACUAACGGCAUUGGUGAGCACGUAAAGUUACAGAAACGGCGUAAAGUUUCGGGCGAUCAAAUUGAACCACCAAGGAUAGAGAUGGUCACGAAGGAAACAAAAAAGAGAAGCAUCCAAAGUAAAAAGACAUCUAAAACACCUUCCGAAAAGAAAACUUAUAAACGAAAAUCUGAUUCCGUCAGUACUGAGACAAAGGCUAAAAAAAUGCUUUUCGGAAGCGAGUCGGCCAAUGACCCAAGGCUACAAAAUGUCGCUGCGUUCAAUAAUAAAACAUUGCAAGAAGAUACUUCUCAUAUAACGCAGAAGACCAACAGUGCAGAAGUAUUAGAUAAUCUUAUAAAGAAAAACUGCAUAGAAAGAACUGAUGUCAAAGGUUAUAUGCCAGAAAGUGAAUUGAAUCCUGCAUCUUUGUUCUUGCCUACUACAAAUGCAAACAGCGCAAAGAAGACUCUCAACAUCAAUAACAACGUUGUUGAUAGCAACUCGACUAUAAGCGGGGUGACGCCUGAAACUAUUGCCGCUGUUAGUCAACUAAUUGAGAAAAAAUUAGCUCACAAAAAUUCGUAUAAGCUAGAAAAAAUUGAUUCCCAAAUAACGCAUAACAUCAAAUCAGUAUUAAACAGUAAUGACCAAAACGAUGCGCUACAUAAAUGUAAGGAAGAUAAAAAGAAUCGGGCGCUUGCUAGUAUCGACAAAUGUGUGGAUAUUGAAAGUGAAAUUUGUAAAACUUCUAGUGUUAACAAAGACAAUUGUGGAUUAACAAAAGUUAAAAGUGAAAUUGUGCCCACUAGCAAAGUUAAAUGUGAAAAUUAUACCAAAACCAUCAAAGCAAUAAAAUCGCAAAAGUGUAAAGUCAAUACAGCAAUAUCGGACACUGAAAUAAAGAAAUUUAUAUGUGAUAGCAGUUGUGAAUCUCAAAACAUAAAAAGGGAAAAUCAUGAGUUAUCAAUGGAAGGUCCCCUAGAGGAGAACGAUAAAUUGGACAAGAUGGUGUCAGAAAUUUGCAAUACGUCAAUCGAUACAAAUGGAGAUCUCAAACGAAAAACAGUAGAAAAAGUAGUUAAAUUACUGGUAUCGAAGCGACAAGCGAAACUGGAUGCUGCAGAAGCUACCGAAAAAGAUAUUGAUAUGGUGGAUAUGACGGACAAGAAUGCAGACAAGACAAAGCGGUGUAAAUUAACGUCUAGUGAAAUAAAAGGGAAGGGUGUGGAAAAAGUUGCCAAGUUAUUAGUGUCUAAGAAGACUGUGAUUAAAACUGAUGAGGCUGCGUUGGUGAUAGAAGACGCAUGUUCAUCGCCGGUGCCCGGUCUUAAGGGACGGGCCAGAAGGAGAAGAAGCGGUGGGCGGCGCGUGCGCAGGGUGGCCACGCCCAUCGCCCCGCCCGAACUGAAGCCGAGACCACCCCCUAGGUGGAGCAAUGGUUGGAACUGGGAUGGAGAUUAUUACUGCUCGAAAGUCUACCUCAAUAACGACUCACGGCUAGACCGAACGGCGCGAUGCUGGUCGCGCAUGACGCACGCUAGCGGAGACCGCGUGGCGCGCGGCGACUGUGUGCUACUGCGGGCCUCACAGGCGCGGGCGCAGCCCUUCGUCGCUAGAGUCGCUAGUCUAUGGGAGAACCCCGAUGACGGGGAAAUGAUGGUGUCGCUGGUGUGGUACUACCGGCCGGAGCACACGGACCGUGGCCGACUGCCGACGGAUGCACCGGACGAGGUCUUCGCUUCAAGACACAGGGACGCCAAUUCUGUUGCCUGCAUCGAAGACAAAUGCUACGUACUCACCUUCAACGAGUACUGUCGAUACCGGAAGCGGCUAAAAGCUGCAGAAGAGGGCAUAACGAUAGCGCCAUCUAUCGUCCCGCCGUUCCCAGCUAACGAGGUGACCCCGGCGAUAGCCCCCACCGACACCAAGCUGCCGCCAUCCGUGUCCCCAGAACUAGUUCUCUUCUGCCGGAAGGUGUACGACUUCAGAACCAAGAAGAUCCACGUACCCAACAAAUGA